This is a messenger RNA of Hansenula anomala, 1047 nucleotides long. Its product is annotated as VTA1 family vacuolar protein sorting-associated protein. Bases 1 to 1047 code for a protein of 348 amino acids. NCBI's taxonomy places the organism in Eukaryota, Fungi, Ascomycota, Saccharomycetes, Phaffomycetales, Wickerhamomycetaceae. Gene Ontology annotation, cellular component: multivesicular body. The transcript is spliced from 2 exons. Gene Ontology annotation, biological process: late endosome to vacuole transport via multivesicular body sorting pathway. The record is from RefSeq and is a predicted model, not a curated record.
AUGCCAUUGACACCACCAAGUUCAUUACCAAAAGCAAUCAAUCCAUUCGUUACAAGAUCCAAUGAAUUGGAAAAUGCUGAACCUUUGAUUGCUUAUUUCUGCAAAUUAUACAUUGUAGAACAAAUAUUAAAUCAAGGUUUACAUACAACUGAUGAUGAAAUUUCAAAAUUUGCUAUGGAAUUAUUAGAUGAUAUUGAGAAUUUCAAACAAGUUAAUCAAGAAGAUGAAAUCAAAGACAUAAUCAAUGAUAAAUCAAGUAGUAUAUUAUAUAUUGUUGGAUUUGGUGAUAAGAUUUUCAAUAAUUCAUUAAAACAAAUUAAACAACAUGUUUCAAAUAAAUCUACAGCGUUAAGUUUUUUAGCAAGUGUUAAUUUUUAUGAAUUGAUUAAAUUAUGGCCAGAUCAAGAUGUUUAUGAAAUGAAUGAAUUAAUGAAAAAAAUUAGAUAUGCCAAAUUCCAUGCAGCUAGAAUAUUGAAGAGUUUAAGGAAAGGAGAAGACCCUAAUGAAUAUGAUCCACCUGAAUUUGAAUUGAAAGAUGAACAAGAAGUGCCUUUUAAACAAGAAGAAGAACCAACACCAGCGGGAUUGCCUAAUAUGGAAGAUGACGACGAUGAUGAUGAUAAUUUAGGACUACCAAAAGUUCCACAAUUUAUAGAUGAUGAGCCAAAUAAGAAACAAAACCAAGAUCAAGAACCUGAAUUAUCCAAAGAGAAAAGUCCCUCACCAAGUUUUAAACUACCUGAACCUCCAAAAUCUAAACCAGGAGCAAUCGAUGUGGAUCCAGAACCAGUAACACCAAGAGAAUCCACACCAAAAGUAAAUGAACCAUCCUCAUCAAGAUCACUCUCUCAACCUAUAAUUAAAGAUAACUCAACAAAACCAGUAACUAAAUUUGAUGUUUCUCAAAUCAUUGAAUCUGGUGAAAUUUAUAAUAAAGCUCAAAAACAUGCAAAAUUCGCAAUCAGUGCCAUGAAUUAUGAAGAUAAAGAGACUGCUUUGAAACAGUUGAAAGAGGCCAUAGCGUUAUUGGAUCAAUUAGAGAUGUGA